Messenger RNA from Colletotrichum graminicola M1.001, 1083 nucleotides. Its product is annotated as fic/DOC family protein. NCBI's taxonomy places the organism in Eukaryota, Fungi, Ascomycota, Sordariomycetes, Glomerellales, Glomerellaceae. The record is from RefSeq and is a predicted model, not a curated record. The transcript has a single exon. Bases 1 to 1083 code for a protein of 360 amino acids.
AUGUCUGGCAAGGCGCUCUUGAGCAAGCAACGCCAAGCGCGACGGGCAUUGCUAACCAAAAUCUACGAACCGGCGUUGCGGCUGCAGAGAGGGUCCCCAGAGUACGCCAAGCUCGGGUCCUCAGGGCGGAUAUGGGAAGACUACUUCCGGCCCGGCAACAGCCUCGAAAAAGGGUACGUAGGGCUCCAGCAGGAGCACAAGCGCAUGCUGGACAAAAUCGACGCCCUGAAAACAAGCCUUCCGACGGCGGAACUGAGUAAGACAGUGGUUUCGGAAUACGCUCAACAGUCCGUCAUGAUUGAGAAUAAUCAUUUGACCGUCGGAGACGCUAACCGCAUCCUCGAGUCGUUACAAAUGGGCGUUUUCAGACGCGUGGACCUGGCUUCAAUGCCCAGUAGCGAGCUUGUCAAAAUCGUUACAUGCAAGACCGAGGGCGGCACCGACUCGGCGACUAACGAGCUGAGGAACCACAUUGUCGCAUCGCAAUGGAUCGCCGAGGGCGCGGCAGCAAAGGCUCGCACGGCGGGACUCCGCGAGGAUGAGGUGCGGGAUCUCGCCGUCGUAUGUAUCCGAGACACAGAAUCCGAGGCGGCCUAUGAGGCGUCGAGAGGCGGAUACCAGGCCGGAUGCCCCAAGGCCGGCACCCUGGUGUGGGGAGCACGCGUUCCGCUUGGAGAAUAUCGGAACCUACCCAUCGCAGUGCGCAGCAAUCGUCUACGAAUCUUCCCCUACCCACAGGAAGUCCCCGCCUGCGUUGCGCGGUUCUUCGAGUGGCGCGACACGCAGCAUCGCGAGAAGACGCUGCACCCGCUAGUUCUGGCUUGUCAGAUGACGGCGUACUUUGUUCACGUUCACCCGUUUCCCGACGGUAACGGGCGCACCAGCCGCUUGAUCAUGCAGGAUUACCUCGCUCGUCAAGGCUACUUACCAGUUGUCAUCCCAGGGUUGGAGCGGAAGGACUACUUGCGGAUGAUUGACGACGCCUGCGAAGGCAAACCGGGUGAGCUCGUAGCGGCAGUCGUUGAGGCCCAGCAGGCGGCGCUGCACAUGUUCUCCACGCGUUGCCAGGAGGCCGGGCGCUAA